Thermothielavioides terrestris NRRL 8126 is the source of this 1452-nucleotide messenger RNA. RefSeq lists its product as uncharacterized. The coding region runs from base 244 to 1359 and encodes 371 amino acids. The record is from RefSeq and is a predicted model, not a curated record. NCBI's taxonomy places the organism in Eukaryota, Fungi, Ascomycota, Sordariomycetes, Sordariales, Chaetomiaceae. The transcript has a single exon. Gene Ontology annotation, molecular function: 4-hydroxy-tetrahydrodipicolinate synthase activity.
CUGUCCCUGUCGAACGUACAUGUACAUCGCCCGUGGCUUUCAACCCUGUUGCUAGGUUGCUUUCCUGACCGGCCUGACAGGGCUGAACUUGAACACACCCGAGUGCGCCUUGCUUAUUCCCACAAAAUUUGAGAAUCGCCUGUUCUUAUACCACAACUUCCUCAAUUUGCUCCUUUCGUCCUCCACGUUUGUCCACCGCGGACGUACAUCAAACACGGAGACACACACACGAGUUGACACACAAUGGAGCCCUCAUCACUUGCCCAUGACAUGCCCAUCACGCCUCCCCCGGGCAGGGCGGUGCCCAGCGACCAGCCCCAAGCACCCAUGCCGCUCCCCAAAGGCGUCUACGUCCCCAUGCCCGCCUUCUUCACCCCAGCCGUCCCGUCACCCUCCACCUCCCAGCAGCCAGUAUCCAGUCUCGCCGCAGACCCAGACAGCAUCGACAUCCCGGCCACGCAACGGCACACCGCGCGCUUGCUCGCGGCCGGCGUCACGGGGCUCGUCGUGCACGGCUCCAACGGCGAAGCCGUGCACCUCUCCCGUCGCGAGCGGCGCGCCGUCAUCGAGGCCGUGGCCGACACGGUGCGCCACGAGACCGACUCGCACUCGCCGGUGCCCAUCAUCGCCGGGUGCUCGGCGCAGUCGGUGCGCGAGACGCUCGAGCUGUGCCGCGAGGCGCGCGACGCCGGCGCCACGCACGCCCUGGUCCUGCCGCCGGCCUACUACCGCGGCCUGGUCGGCGUCGAGGGCAUCCUGGGCUACUACCGGGCCGUGGCGGACCGCGGCGCGCUGCCCGUCGUCGUGUACAACUUCCCGCCGGCCGCGAACGGCGUCGAUCUCGACUCGGACGUGCUGCUGCGCCUGGCCGAGCACCCGCGCAUCGUGGGCGUCAAGCUGACGUGUGGCAACACGGGCAAGCUGGCGCGGCUGGUCGAGGGCGCGCCGCGCGUGCGAGGCGGGCGGGACGACUUCUUCGUCGGCGGCGGCAGCGCCGAUUUCAUCCUCCAGGGCUUGGCGGUCGGCGCGCACGGGACGAUCAGCGGGUUCGCCAACCUGGCGCCGAGGGCGUGCGUGCGGAUCGGCGAGCUGUUCGAGCAAGGGCGGCUGGCAGAGGCGAGGGCGCUGCAGCACGAGGUGGCCAAGGCGGACUGGCUGGCGAUCCGGCACGGUUUCGUCGGCGUCAAGGCUGCCAUGCCCAUCUUCCACGGCCCCGGGGAGGACUCGUGCGCGGUGCCGCGACUGCCGUUCACGAGGUUGGAGGAGGACAGCCAGGCCGUCAAGGAGAUAAGGCAAGGCAUGGCAGGGGCGCUGGCGAUUGAGGCGAGGCUGUCGGCUGAGGCGGCCAGCAAUAAGUAACAGGAGGGGUAUCCGGUCAUUGGACACACAGUAGAGUUGUUUGUACGAUCUCUUUGGGCGAGGCAGUCAAAAGCUACCGGCACGGUUGGGUCG